Molecule: messenger RNA, 646 nt
Organism: Oryza brachyantha (malo sina)
Lineage: Eukaryota; Viridiplantae; Streptophyta; Magnoliopsida; Poales; Poaceae
Exons: 2
Coding region: 110-367 (85 amino acids)
Source: RefSeq, a predicted model, not a curated record
UGCAAAAACGCUGUGCACAACACAAUCCCCAAUUCUCCGUCCGGCUCAACACCAUCUACACUCGCAUCCCGAUCUGAUUAUCCGAGCAGCACAAGCGGCGGCGGCGGCGAUGGGCGGCGACCAUGGCGGGCACGGCCACGGCCACGGCGGUGGCGACUUCCGGCAGAAGGUAUGGAGCAUGACGGGCGGGCCCUACUGCCGGCCCGUGCACUGGCGCCGCAACACCGCCAUCGCCAUGUUCGGCGUCUUCCUCGUCUGCAUCCCCAUCGCCAUGAAGUCAGCCGAGCUCGAGCAACGCCCACAUCAUCCAGUGCGGCCGAUCCCAUCUCAACUUUGGUGCAAAAACUUUGGCAAGAAAGAGUACUGAAGGAUGUCUGAACUUGCUUGGAGGACUCCUGUUUUUACCUUAUUUUGUCAUAAUUUGUUCUCAGCUAUCAAUGCUGGAAGAAGUAUGUUACUAUGAGCGUACCCUGGAUGCUUCAUGUAACUCUUUUGACUUUUAUCAUGUCAUACAAGGAGUGUGCCUGUUGGUAACUCAAAUAAACGCGUGAUGCAUAAAGCCUCUGAUGGAUUUACUUUAGGGUUUAAUGCUCUGUUUGGGUUAUUCUUAUUUUCAUGAAAGUAAUGCUAACGUAUUAGUGAUAAA